Molecule: messenger RNA, 2325 nt
Organism: Thelazia callipaeda (thelaziosis nematode)
Lineage: Eukaryota; Metazoa; Nematoda; Chromadorea; Rhabditida; Thelaziidae
Source: the annotation of a GenBank genome assembly
AUGGUUUAUGGAGUGCGAGCGGGUGUAUCGCUUUUGUCAGGAGUGGUACUUGGGAUAUUACUCUCCGUGGUAUUCUUUCAACCUGCUCAAAUAACUCCCUCAAGUCAAAACUAUGAGCAGUCAUCGUCGAGUGAACAUUGGGAAGUUGUUAUCAAGAAAGCUACAACCACUUCAAUCAAUGCUCAGUCUCCGACUCGAAAGGUUUUUAGAGCUGGAUUUGCUGCUACAGAAUUAGGGAUUCGCGAAAAGCUUAUAGUAAUUGUUCUUGGGCGAUCAUCUUUAAUGUUGGCAUUAAAUUUAACAGUUGGACGACAUGUAAACCACUUACAAUUUUUUGCUGAUGUGCUGCACAUUGAUGAAGAUAUUGCUGUGCUUCCUAACCUUACCCCUUAUAAACUCAAUGGGCGACACACGCAUAUCGCAGUUCUUAGCCUUAUUUAUAAUAUGACUUUGCACGAAAAGUAUGAUUGGUAUUAUUUAAUGCCUGAUACGACGUAUGUAAAUCCAUUUGAACUGCUACGAUUUGUUAAUCACGUAAACUGGAAUCAUCGUGUCGCAGUUGGUAUAAGAGUUAAAGAUGCUCCUGAAAGAUGUGAUUUACAGGCUGGUAUUUUACUCUCUAAUGUUGCUAUGCAGUCGUUAAUUCGUCAGAGAUACGUAUGCAAUUCAAUAUCUACCAACUCGGAUUUUGAUGCUUUCGAAAUGUGUAUUCAUCAUGCAACAAAUUUGUCAUGUAUUAAUUAUUAUGAGACUAAAACAUACUUUGGAUGGAAAGUGCAUGGAGAAUCUGAAGAUGGCGCGGCUAUUGCAAUGCAUGAUGUCGUCUCAUGGUGGUCCUCAUCACAAAAUUUCAAUCGAUCUAUUAGUGUUUCGCCAUUACUAUCGGGAGCCGAUGUUCAUGCUCUUCAUCGUCACUUUUUACAAGUUGAGUUAGAUCGUAUUAAUUAUGGGAUUGAUCGUCUGUCAGCUGAGAUCCUCUCACUGUCGUAUGAUGUUGUAGAUGGACCUUCUCAACCACCUGGUUUACCUCCUUAUUCAAAAGCACCAGAUCGGUAUCAGGUCCCUAAAUGGCAGUAUUUCACUAGCACAGAAAUUUUCAAGAAUGAACCUAAUCAAAAUGUGCAUGCGCUUAGCGGGGAUGAUAAGCUGGAUGUUCUUACUGCAGCUCGAAAAUUCAUCGAAGGAAGUGGUCAGAUAGCCUUGAAUGAACGAUUUUUGCAACUUCGUAAUGGCUAUCGAUUAUUUGAUCCAGUUCGUGGGAUGGACUAUAUUGUUGAUUUAAUUUAUAGGGAUACUAGUAGAAUUAAAAUACAUCGUGUUCAUCUGACUCGCGCAAUAUCUAGUAAUCAGCUUUUAAACCAGGUUCCUUAUGUUAAAGAAGAUACCGAUUUAACAAUUUUGAUACCGGUAGGAUCAAAUAAUGAAGUUGGUGCUCUUCGUCGGUUGUUGGCCCGCCAUAUGAACCUUUGUCAUUUCUCAGCGAACGAAAAUAGGCAAACUAGAUUGGUGGUUGCUGUUCGUGGAGUCGAUCCCUUUGCAGUUCGGCUUAUCAACAACGAUGUCUUUGAAUUAAAAAUGCGAUGUAAAUCAACGCAAACUGAAACAAUGUUGCUGACUCUGAAACCGAGUAGUCAUCGCACUUUGUCCGCUGCGACGCUAGACGAAGCAGUUGAUCUUUUUGGUCAGCAAAUGAUAUAUCUGUUACUAUCGCCACAUGCAGAUAUCGAAUAUGAAUUUCUAGACCGUGUGCGAAUUAACACAAUCAAACAUUUUCAGGUAUACUUUCCUUUGCCUUUUGUGGAAUAUCAUCCCCAAAUUGUUGGAGCAUAUGAAGCACUGCAAAGUAUGGUGGAUACCAAUAUAAAGAAUCAAGCAGGGCAUGAAGUGGAAGAGAAUCAAGGAGUUCGGGCUCCUCAAUCGGCUGUAGUUGAUUCAAACAUUUAUAUGAGCAAGCUUCGAGAUGCCACUUUUAAAAGAAUUUCAAAACCACUUGUUAUUCAUAAGAAUCGAGGUCACUUCGAUUUUUCUGAUUUUUCUGUGUUCUCUUUAUAUGGUGCUGACUUCGUGGGAGCUCGUUCACGUCUCAAUGACAAAUCAGUGUUACUGGAUUUAUCUUCAUUGUUUCUUGGUCAGAAAGAUAUACAUAUAAUGCGAGCAGUGGAGCCAGCAUUGCGACUGCGAUAUCACACGCGUGUUUGUAGUUCAGAAUUGGUAGACUUAGACUACAACCGUUGCUUACUUAGCAUGCGGGAGGGUCUUGCUUCCAAAGAUCAAUUAGCACAUUUGUUACUUAGUCAAAGGGCAUGGAAUGUAGUAGCUGCAUAA